GGCCUCUGGUUUUCAACAGAAACAGUGGUACGAUGCCUUUGGUCUACGGAGGUUCACAAGCCACAAUGAAGAUUCAAGCAUUCGCGGCUCUUGCUGUUGUAGCAGCUUUGCUGCCGAUUACGAACUGCGCUCCAUCACCUAAACCCGAGGAAGAAGAAGAUCGAUCAUGUGAAAAAAGGGAUGCGGAUGCUAAACAAGUGACUGAACCCGUUCUGCACUGUAAUUACUAUUGUUAUCCUUACAAAGACGACGACUACUUUGCAUUAAUGUUCUAUCCGGAAGGAACGCCGUGCAAGUACAACUUUGGAGAAGUGAUAGGCAAGUGCAUAAAUGAAGAUUGCCAGCAUCCGUCCAGUCCUCUAUAUAAUAAAACGUUGAAUGUCCCGGGUGGUAAAGAUGGCGAGAAGGAAAAUAAGGAGAAUGCAGCGGGAGAUGGAGAAAAAAAGAAAGAAGAUAAUGAGGGAGUGACUGAAAAAGAAAAUGAAGAGGGUGGUAAAAAUGAAGGGACGGAAGACUUAAAGACGGAGGAACCUCAGGUGGAACAUGGAGAGAAUAUCAAACCGGAAAAAGAGCAGAGCCGAAACGCCUAUGUUGGGGGAGGUAGCAUUUUUUAG
Messenger RNA from Ixodes scapularis (black-legged tick), 614 nucleotides. RefSeq lists its product as uncharacterized. Bases 33 to 614 code for a protein of 193 amino acids. The record is from RefSeq and is a predicted model, not a curated record. Lineage: Eukaryota; Metazoa; Arthropoda; Arachnida; Ixodida; Ixodidae. The transcript has 5 exons.